CGCCGCCGCUUCCUGUGUCAGGGUUUUUCUCCGGUUUUUUUUUCUACCUUCGGCUCAUGUUCGAAGCCCAGUGGAGUUGUUCGGAGUCACAGCGGAGAGAUGAGGGACCGGCUGGCAGACCUCACGGCCAGCAGCACGUACGUGGAAGAAAAUGCCACUGUCCAGUGUGAGAGCGACACGUAUAUGGAGGAGUUCUUCCACAAGGUGGAGGAGAUCCGAGGUCUCAUCGACAAGGUCUCGUCCCAGGUGGAGGAGGUCAAGAAGAAGCACAGCAUGAUCCUGUCAGCACCCAAUCCUGAGGAGAAGACAAAAGAGGAACUUGAGCAAAUAACCAACGAAAUCAAGAAGAAUGCCAACGCAGUGCGAGCCAAGCUCCAAACUAUGCAGCAGAACUUGCCACAGGAUGAGAACGCCAUCUGGACCUCUGUGGACCACCGUAUACAGAAGACGCAGCAUACGGUCUUGUCCCGCAAGUUCGUGGAGGUCAUGACAGAGUACAAUGAGGCCCAAGUAUCCUUUCGCCAAAGGAGUAAGGGACGGAUUCAGAGGCAGCUGGAGAUAACUGGGAGAGUGACCACCAACGAGGAGCUGGAGAACAUGCUGGAGAGCGGCAAUCCAUCCAUCUUCACGUCAGAUAUCAUCUCGGACUCCCAGAUCACAAGGCAGGCCCUGAACGAGAUAGAGUCGCGCCACAAGGACAUCAUCCGGCUGGAGAACAGCAUCAAGGAGCUGCACGAGAUGUUCACGGACAUGGCCAUGUUGGUGGAGACUCAGGGCGAGAUGAUAAACAACAUCGAAAAGAACGUGACCAACGCAGUAGAUUACGUGGAACGGGCCAAAGAACAGACCACGAAGGCCGUACGGUACCAGAAGAAGGCUCGCCGGAAAUACAUAAUAAUUGCCCUCGCUGUGUUGGUCCUGCUUGCUGUCAUUGCACUAAUCAUCGGUUUGUCUGUGGGACUGAAAUAGACUCCUCUAUUAAGUCCCGUCUCGCUUGCAGCGCUAGAAACAGAUUUUUCUCGCUAUAUGUCUGGUAGUUUCAGUCAUCAUUUUAGUCAUCGUGCUUGCAGCAGUUUACGGC
Molecule: messenger RNA, 1081 nt
Organism: Scleropages formosus (Asian bonytongue)
Lineage: Eukaryota; Metazoa; Chordata; Actinopteri; Osteoglossiformes; Osteoglossidae
Gene: stx2b
Product: syntaxin 2b
Exons: 11
Coding region: 100-969 (289 amino acids)
Biological process (GO): intracellular protein transport; exocytosis; synaptic vesicle fusion to presynaptic active zone membrane
Cellular component (GO): synaptic vesicle; plasma membrane; presynaptic active zone membrane
Molecular function (GO): SNAP receptor activity; SNARE binding
Source: RefSeq, a predicted model, not a curated record